AUGGUGGCAAGCUGCAAAGACCAGCUUAAACAGGUGGCUAUCUGCCUGCAACGAUCCCCAUGUGUGAUGAUCGAGCGCAACAAACCCAAAGAGUGCAUCUCCAACCCCGAGCUUGCCAAAGAUCUGCCGGAGCUCUGCAAAGCCCAGCUCGCCACGUUUCUUGAGUGCAAACGCGGUAUUGUCGACAUGCGAAAGCGGAUCCGGGGAAAUGGUACAUUGAGCACGGGGAAAUACGACGAACAAUACGAAAAACUCUCAACAGGAGACUUCAAUCCCCUGGAGGAAAUGCACAAGCUGGACCAACUCAACUCGAGUCAAAAACAGUGA
This is a messenger RNA of Ogataea parapolymorpha DL-1, 327 nucleotides long. Its product is annotated as Protein required for assembly of cytochrome c oxidase. The record is from RefSeq and is a predicted model, not a curated record. Gene Ontology annotation, biological process: mitochondrial respiratory chain complex IV assembly. NCBI's taxonomy places the organism in Eukaryota, Fungi, Ascomycota, Pichiomycetes, Pichiales, Pichiaceae. The transcript has 2 exons. Gene Ontology annotation, cellular component: mitochondrion. The coding region runs from base 1 to 327 and encodes 108 amino acids.